ACAACAUAGGAGAAUCGUGCUUGGUCGUCCAAGAGGAUUUACUUUGUGGUACCAUCACAUUUUACCGACAAAAAACAUCUUUGACACAUUUUCUUUCACACUUCUUUUGGAGGCCCUGCUCUUGCAAUUGAUUUAGGCCCGCUUCUCCAAAGUGAAGUUCUCUCUAUGAGAUCCCAGUUCUCCGCGCGCAAUAGCACUUGAUCUCGGCGGGAGGAAACGGACGACAGGAAAAUGGCCAUCCACGCCGCAGGUCUAGUGGCUAUCGUGAUCUUUUACCUCCUGAUUCUGUUCGUGGGGAUCUGGGCCGCCUGGAAGAACAAGAACUCCGGUGUUGGCGUAGACCGGAGCGAGAGCAUCAUGGUCGGGGGGAGGGACAUCGGAUUGUUCGUUGGUGGAUUCACAAUGACGGCUACUUGGGUGGGUGGGGGCUACAUCAAUGGGACAGCAGAGUAUGUCUACCUGCCAAACUUUGGCCUGGCUUGGGCACAGGCACCCUUUGGUUAUGCUCUCAGCCUGGUAGUAGGUGGCCUGUUCUUUGCCAAGCCAAUGCGUUCACGUGGCUACGUCACCAUGCUGGAUCCCUUCCAGCAGCUGUAUGGGAAAAGGAUGGGCGGCUUGCUCUUCAUCCCCGCGCUCAUGGGGGAAAUCUUCUGGUCUGCCGCCAUUUUAUCUGCCCUUGGUGCCACUCUCAGUGUGAUUGUGGACAUAAACAUCAACAUGUCCGUGGUGAUCUCAGCCCUGAUAGCUAUCUUCUACACACUUGUUGGAGGACUCUAUUCUGUUGCAUACACAGAUGUGGUUCAGCUCUUCUGUAUCUUUUUGGGCUUGUGGAUCAGCGUGCCUUUUGCCAUGUCCAAUCCUGCUGUGUCGGAUAUCACUGUUUCGGCCAAGGAAGUAAUCUACCAGUCACCCUGGCUGGGGAAGAUUGACUCUGAAGACAAAUGGCUCUGGGCGGACAACUUCUGCUUGCUGAUGUUGGGGGGGAUUCCCUGGCAGGUCUAUUUUCAACGGGUUCUUUCUGCCUCUUCAGCUACCUAUGCCCAGGUCCUUUCCUUCCUCGCUGCCUUCGGCUGCUUGGUCAUGGCCGUCCCUUCUGUCCUCAUAGGAGCUAUAGGGGCCUCCACUGACUGGAACCAGACUACUUAUGGGUCCAUCGCUCCGAAGGAUAAGGACGAAUCAGACAUGAUCCUUCCCAUAGUGCUUCAGCACCUCUGCCCGCCCUACAUCUCCUUCUUUGGUCUGGGGGCGGUGUCUGCUGCAGUCAUGUCAUCAGCUGACUCAUCCAUUCUCUCAGCUAGCUCUAUGUUUGCCAGGAACAUCUAUCAGCUCGCCUUUCGACAGUCGGCCUCAGAUAAUGAGAUUGUGUGGGUGAUGCGCCUCACCAUCUUUGUAUUCGGAGCUCUUGCCACUGCUAUGGCAUUAUUAACAGGAUCAGUGUAUGGCCUGUGGUACUUGAGCUCCGACUUGGUCUAUGUCAUCAUCUUUCCCCAACUUCUCAGUGUGUUAUUCAUCAAGGGCACCAACACCUAUGGCUCUGUGGCUGCCUAUAUCUUUGGUCUUGUGCUACGCAUUGGUGGAGGAGAGCCCUACCUCAAACUUCCUCCCUUCAUCUACUACCCCGGUUGGGUGAACCAGGAGAGGAUCCACCACCUCACUGGGGAUGUAGAGCACUUUGUCCAGCAGAGGUUCCCAUUCAAGUCUGUGUCCAUGGUGGCAUCCUUCUUGGCAAAUAUGGCCUUUUCUUACCUGACAAAGUACCUAUUUGAAAGUGGUAUGUUGUCACACAAGUAUGACUUCCUGGAUGCUGUGGUGUCCAAGCAUAGCAAGGAGAUCAUGGACAAAGCCACGCUGGUGAGCAACCAUGAUAACAUCAUUCUUUCAGAAAUGGCACCUGUCAAGCAGGCCCUGGGUGAGUCACUCGCUGGGACAUUCACCAACACGGAGAUCCUCAGUGAUGAUGGAGUGUCCAGUCCAGAGGCUUUUCUCAAUGAAAACUAGACAACAAAGGCACAAAGUCAACUAGAACCAAGGAAUUUGAAGAAGAAGGAAUAAUCAAGAGGCAUCGACAUUCUUCAGGAAACUUGCUACUGCCGCACUGGAAGCCAAAUCAACAGAAAUCUGCUGUGGCUUCUGAGUGACUCCACAAGUUUGUUUUAUGCUGAUGACAUGGUGCCUCCUUCUUUUUUAAGAUUCCUUGCCAGGAACCAGGAAGGUGACUGUCAAUCAGCUGUGUCAAGCAUACCAUACUCAUUGUUUUUUUUAUCAUGACUAUGAAUCUACAACCAGUUUAAUUUAAGUGCUGCUACAGUGGUUGAAGGAACUUUCAAGGGAAAACAGUGAGAGACUGCAGUGGACAAACCGUACGUGACAACGUCUACAAGGGUUUGCUGUGGCUAAUGAGAAUCGUGCAAUAUCUAAUCAUGGAAUUGUGUCCACGUCUACAUAGUAGUAAGUGUGUAUGUGUGUGUGUGUGCGUGUGUGUGUGUGUGUGUUGAUGUAUAUGUGUACACCUAACAACCAGUAAAUUCUCGAGAAACUUUAAGAUUUGAGUUUGCAUAAGUACAUUUAUUAA
Molecule: messenger RNA, 2572 nt
Organism: Micropterus salmoides (largemouth bass)
Lineage: Eukaryota; Metazoa; Chordata; Actinopteri; Centrarchiformes; Centrarchidae
Product: high-affinity choline transporter 1
Exons: 9
Coding region: 232-1998 (588 amino acids)
Biological process (GO): transmembrane transport; neuromuscular synaptic transmission; synaptic transmission, cholinergic
Cellular component (GO): axon; plasma membrane; synapse
Molecular function (GO): choline:sodium symporter activity
Source: RefSeq, a predicted model, not a curated record